UUGGGACGUAUUACUGAGACUUUUCCUGGGAACGAUGGCUUGGUGCGAGUGGUCAGAGUUAAAGCUAAAGGAAAGGAGUAUUUGCGACCGGUUCAUAGAUUAUGCCCUCUUGAGUACGUUUAGUAAUAAACCCGAGGAUAUGGAGGAGAUUGUACAUAAUUACCUGCGAAAGAAACGGACAGUUAUGAAACUAAACUGACAACAUAAUUUCAUAUUAGCGGAGUUAGUUACUCCUAGUUUUGUUAAAGUUUUACGAAUGUUAGACUAUCUCGAAUGUUACACAUUCGGGAGGGGGAUGUUACGAACAGAUUACUAUAGAUAAGAUGAAGUAGUUAUAGUUUCCCGCCAUAUAUCGCGGGCGCGGACACGUUGGGGAAAAUAGAUUUUAUACUUUUAUAUUCUAACCGAGUUGGCGAUUAAAAAUGCAAUAAAUUUGUCAUAAAAAUAGAGAUUUUGAGUUAAACUAGGCAAGAACCAGCAGAUCAAACUACGUUCUCAAGUUGGUGAGAACAAUUACCUUAUCAUGUACCCACGUUUUUUCAGGCGACCGGUCGAAAAAAUGAUCAACUGCGCGUGCUCGGCAAGUUUAAAGUGAGUCGUCAUAAGGUCGUCAUCCAAUCAGAUGCAUGCAUCUAGUAACUUGCCGAGCACGCGCACAAAAAAAGUGGGUACACUAGUUACGUCUCUGUAUGUCUCUACUCUGUGCUAUUAUUAAACUUUCCAAAAAACCUUUGCAUUCUCGUACACAGAGUCCUUGUUUUGAAUACGUUUUUUUCUAUUUCGAGUCCGGGUUUUCAAAAGUCAAGUCCGGGUUUUCUUAAGCACGAGUUCGGAUUUUUUUCGAGUCCGGGUCCGGGUUUUUCUCGAGUCCGGAUUUUCUUAGAAUCCGACUCCGGGUCCGAGUCCGAGUCCGGUCCGGGUUUCGAAGUAUGCCUAUAUACACUUCACGUCAGCAUCUAUGAAACAAACAACCAAUUUAUAUUGUUGCGAAGCCAACUCGAGCUGUUCAUUGCUUUUUAUGAAGUUUCGGUUUGCACAAAACCGUAGCACUGUGUUUUCUCGCUGAUUAACAAUGGCGUUGCUAUCUUGCUCCUUCUCCAAUUCUCUUUAUUUUCAACGACUGCUCAGAUUAUCUUCGCCUCUGGUAAUGAUGGCACGUAGUUCGUCCACCGUUGUGGCGAAGUCAGUUGACGGUAAAAUUCUGCCUUUCUCUGAAAUUCCUGGCCCAAAAGGAACCAUCCGAAAUUGCUUGGACUACUCGUUGGGAAAGGGCUCAUACUUUGAUGUCAUAACGAAACGCUUUGAAAGAUUUGGACCAAUAUACAGUGAGCAAAUACUGGACACGCGAGUGGUAAAUAUUUCCGAUGUAGAUGCAACAAUGAAGCUUUUGCAUGCGGAAAGUACUUUUCAGAUGCGGCCAGGCUUUGAAGCCGCUGCCGAGGUUAUUAAUAACCAAAACGGUCUCAUUGGGUUGAUCUCAAACGACUAUGAUGUCUGGUAUUCGGAUCGAUCUCUGAUCUCGCCAAAGAUGCUACGUCCAAAAGAUAUCAAUGAAACAUUCCCUAUGUUAAAUACUGUAGCGAAUGAUUUCAUACUGCGAUUGUCCCAUCUUACUCAGUCUAACAAGAUGAACAACAUUGAAGAGGAGUUAAACUUCUGGGCGGUAGAAUCUUUUGCUUCGGUGUUAUUCAAUCACCGUCUUGGUUUCUAUAAUCAUCCCCCAGAUCCUACAGCAGUCGAGUUUGUACAUGCGAGUGUGGGCAUGAUCGAUAAUAUUGGAAAACUCUGUCUCUAUGGUUCUCUUCACAAGUACAUCAAGAUCCCGGCGUAUUAUCGAUUGAAGAAAAAUAUGGCUACAAUUCAUACAAUUGGUAUGGAAAUUAUCAAUAAGAUAUUGGCAACCAAGCGGGAACGUGACUGCAGUAACAAACAGUCUUUGUUUGAAUAUCUUGUAUCCAACGGAAGGGAUACGCCGAAAACUAUGGCAGCGAUCAUUGGAUUGAUGGCAGCUGGCAUUGAUACUACCAGUACAACGUGUCUUUGGCUCCUUUAUACACUGUCUCAACAUCCAGACAUCCAGGAGAAACUCUAUCAGCAGCUAGUGUCUGCCAUUGGUCCAGACGGGGAAGUAUUAGCAAGCAAUAUCCCACCAUUUCUCAAAGCAGCUCUGAAGGAGUCGCAACGCAUGUACCCAGUCGGUGGUUAUGUGGUCGCCCGGGUAUUUGAUAAGGACGUCGAUGUCCUCGGCUACCAUAUUCCAACUGGUGUGAAUAUUUUAAUGCACGAACAUUUGGCGUCGCUUGAUGGACGGUAUUAUGGGGAAGACGCGAAGAAAUUCGUUCCAGAGCGAUGGCUGCGUGAUGAAACAAGAAAGAGGCACGAGGUAAACUCCUUUACUUCCCUACCGUUCGGUUUCGGAGUAAGAAUGUGUCUGGGGCGAAGAAUGGCCGAAUCAUUGAUCUAUACGUUGGUAGCAAAGAUCUUAAUUCGUUAUCGUCUGCAGUACGCUGAAGGAUUUGAAAAUGGAGUGAAUCGGAGUCUUGUGGGAAUCUUAAUGAAACCCGACCGACCUGUUCUACUGAAGUUCAUAACAAGAGAAUAGAACCUUGACUAAUUGUUCUUCUACUUAUUUAAUCAUAUAUAUUAAUAACCUUUUGCCAAAGAGCAGCCAACCCGUGCUAAACGAAGUUAGGCAUCGCUUUCUAUUCGCUUUAUAUCGAAUUAUAUUUGUUAAUUUGUUAGUUACUUUGUUCCAAUUCGGAAUCAAAAAAAUUGGUAUUUACUAUAAAAACUAGUGAGCAUUCGCGCUCGCGAUGCACUCGCGAUGGCUAUGUUGCCGUAUGCUCCAAGUACUUUUUUAUUAAACAAUUAAAACAUUCUUAUAUAAUUUCAUUCCACAUUAACAUUUACAUGUUAGAUUUCUGUUAUAAUAGUUUAGAAUUGUUUUUCAGUUCCAAAAUUCCGAAUUAAUAUUAUAAUAUGUAAACUUUUUGUGUUAAUAAUUAUAUCCUUUAAACCACAAUCAAAUCUUCAUACAACUCAUCGCAUCUGUACAGACCACUUUGAUAAUAGAGACGAAUUUAAAUGUUCUUUUACAGUAUGUGCAUCUUAUUGCAUAUUAAACCUUUUUGGUCUCGUUCAGGUUCUAAAAUUCGCGACACCUAAGGGAAGCC
Molecule: messenger RNA, 3173 nt
Organism: Paramuricea clavata
Lineage: Eukaryota; Metazoa; Cnidaria; Anthozoa; Malacalcyonacea; Plexauridae
Source: the annotation of a GenBank genome assembly